This is a messenger RNA of Lobosporangium transversale, 480 nucleotides long. RefSeq lists its product as hypothetical. The record is from RefSeq and is a predicted model, not a curated record. Bases 1 to 480 code for a protein of 159 amino acids. The transcript has a single exon. NCBI's taxonomy places the organism in Eukaryota, Fungi, Mortierellomycota, Mortierellomycetes, Mortierellales, Mortierellaceae.
AUGGCUCGCUUGACCGUCCUCUUAAGUACUUUCUUCGCCUUGUUACAGGUGGCUCUUUCUGCUGUUAUUAGUGACGGACGAUACCGCAUCCUUCAGCAAGAUCAGCAAAUUAGCGCGGGUAAAAAAGUAGUGAAUUUCCCUGUCUUCCUAUAUCCCGAAAAUAAAGACUUGGAACAAGUCUGGCACAUUCGGUCCAUUGAUGAGGACCACAUAACCAUUACAAGCUCAGUGCCUAGCAAUUACCUUAUAGUACAUUCCUUGUCUACUGGGGUUGUGGUCAUUGAUCGGAAGCAGCAGAAAUGGAGGCUCCAAAAGAGUGAAAAACAAGGUUUCUACAACAUUCUCCUACCUGAAGGUCUCACAGAGGACGUUGCUAUUGGGAUCUUGCCAGACACACCCGAGCCACAUAUUCUUGCUCUACAGCCCAUUUACGGGCCCGGAAACGAUACAAUCCAUUGGGAAUUUCAGCAAGUUGAGUAG